AAUUCAGACAAGACCAUGUUGAGAGUUCUCAGUUGGAAGACAGUGAAUCAGCAGCAUUACUUUGCUGUGAAUGUGAAGAAUCAGAAAUCUUUAGUGAUUCCAAUGUACGUAGGAGGCAGACAGUGGGGAGGAGGAAUGCCGGUCACAGCCCAGGAGCCCCCCAACCCAUCUCGCCUCUGUCAACUGUCAGUCUGUUCUCUGUACCUCAUCAGCGAGAGCUUUCUAACUGUCAAAGGUGCUGCCCUUUUUCUACCACGGGGAAAUGGCUCAUCCACUCCAAGAAUCAGCCACAGACGCAACAAGCAUGCAGGUGAUCUCCAACAGCAUCUCCAAGCAAUGUUCAUAUUACUCCGCCCAGAAGACAACAUCAGGCUGGCUGUAAGACUAGAAAGUACUUACCAGAAUCGAACACGUUAUAUGGUAGUGGUUUCAACCAAUGGUAGACAAGACACUGAAGAAAGCAUCGUUCUAGGAAUGGAUUUCUCUUCUAAUGACAGCUACUUGGACAGUAAGAGAAGUGCUGCCUACUUGAGAACAGUAGUGCUCAGUAGCACUUGUACCAUGGGCCUAGUCCUGCCUCUCUGGAGUGACACCCUGAUUCAUUUGGAUGGUGAUGGAGGGUUCAGCGUAUCAACAGAUAACAGAAUCCACAUAUUCAAACCUGUAUCUGUGCAGGCAAUGUGGUCUGCACUACAGAGUUUACACAAGGCUUGUGAAGUGGCCAGAAUGCAUAACUACUACCCGGGCAGCCUGUUUCUCACCUGGGUGAGUUAUUAUGAGAGCCACAUCAACUCAGAUCAAUCGUCAGUCAACGAAUGGAAUGCCAUGCAAGAUGUACAGUCCCACCGGCCUGACUCUCCAGCUCUCUUCACUGACAUACCAACUGAACGUGAGCGAACAGAAAGACUAAUUAAAACCAAAUUAAGGGAGAUUAUGAUGCAGAAGGAUUUGGAGAAUAUCACAUCCAAAGAGAUACGAACUGAAUUGGAAAUGCAAAUGGUUUGCAACCUGAGAGAAUUCAAGGAAUUUAUAGAUAAUGAAAUGAUAGUGAUUCUUGGUCAGAUGGACAGUCCUACACAGAUAUUUGAGCACGUGUUCUUGGGCUCCGAAUGGAAUGCCUCUAACUUAGAGGAUUUACAGAACCGAGGGGUGCGGUAUAUUUUGAAUGUCACUCGAGAGAUAGAUAACUUCUUCCCAGGAGUCUUCGAAUAUCAUAACAUUCGGGUAUAUGAUGAAGAGGCAACGGAUCUCCUGGCUUACUGGAAUGACACUUACAAAUUCAUCUCUAAAGCAAAGAAACAUGGAUCUAAAUGCCUUGUGCACUGCAAAAUGGGGGUGAGUCGCUCAGCCUCCACUGUGAUUGCCUAUGCAAUGAAGGAAUAUGGCUGGAAUCUGGACCGAGCCUAUGACUAUGUGAAGGAAAGACGAACAGUGACUAAGCCCAACCCCAGCUUCAUGAGACAACUGGAAGAGUACCAGGGGAUUCUGCUGGCAAGCAAGCAGCGGCAUAACAAGCUCUGGAGAUCUCAUUCAGAUAGCGACCUCUCAGACCACCAUGAACCCAUCUGCAAGCCAGGGCUAGAACUCAACAAGAAGGAGAUCACCACCUCAGCAGACCAGAUUGCCGAAGUAAAGACCAUGGAAGGUCACCCAUCUAUACCUCCUGUCUUUGUGGAACAUGUUGUCCCACAAGAUGAAAAUCAGAAAGGCCUGUGUACCAAAGAAAGAGUGAUCUGCUUGGAGUUUACUUCUAGGGAAUUUCAUGCCGGACAGAUUGAAGAUGAAUUAAACCUAAAUGACAUCAAUGGAUGUACAUCAGGGUGUUGUCUCAAUGAAUCAAAAUUCCCCCUCGACAACUGCCAUGGAUCCAAAGCCUUAAUCCAACCUGGACAGGCCCCAGAAAUGCCCAACAAGUUCUCAGACUUAACAGUUGAAGAUUUGGAGACAGAUGCACUGAAAGCAGACAUGAACGUCCACUUACUGCCAAUGGAAGAAUUGACAUCUCGCCUGAAAGACCUCCCCAUGUCCCCUGAUCCUGAGUCACCAAGCCCCCAACCCAGUUGCCAGGCUGAAGUCUCAGAUUUUAGUACAGAUCGCAUUGAUUUUUUUAGUGCCCUGGAGAAGUUUGUAGAGCUUUCUCAAGAAACCCGGUCACGAUCUUUUUCCCACUCAAGGAUGGAGGAACUGGGUGGAGGAAGGAGUGAAAGCUGUCGACUGUCAGUGGUAGAAGUAGCCCCUUCUGAAGUGACAGCUGAGGACCAGAGAAGCAGCUCUUUGAGUAACACUCCCCAUGCAUCCGAAGACUCGUCAAUAGAUGAGGAACAGUCAAAGGCAAUUUCAGAACUGGUCAGCCCAGACAUUUCCAUGCAAUCUCACUCAGAGAACGCAAUUUCAGUCAAAGAAAUUGUAACUGAGAUUGAAUCUAUCAGUCAAGGAGUUGGACAGAUUCAACUAAAGGGAGACAUUUUAUCCAACCCAUGCCAUACACCAAAGAAGAACUCCAUCCAUGAGAUGCCCCUUGAGAGGGCCCAGGCCCCGGAGAACAAACCUGGAAAUCUGGAGCCGAAUGAGGGUUCCUGCUCAGCCCAGCCUGAACUAGCCAAAGACUCGGGGAAGUGGGACCCAGAAGGCUGCCUAACUGUACCCUCAUCCACCACAGACUUGGAAGAAGAGGAACCAGCUGAGGGGGAACAAGAGCUCGGGGGCCCAGGGAUACACCCAGGUGCCAAGUGGUACUCUGGGUCUGUAAGACGAGCCACCUUGGAAUUUGAGGAACGCUUGCGGCAGGAGCAAGAGCACCACGGUGUUACUCCUGCUUGUACUUCAUUGUCCGCUCGCAAGAAUUCCAAGAAUGAUUCCUCUGUGGCAGACCUGGCACCGAAAGGGAAGAGUGAUGAAGCCACCCUAGGACAUCCGUUUGUUCCCAGGGAACCAGAGAUGAAUAAGAGCAAAGGGAAAUCCAGUGGGUGUGAGGCUGGCUCCAUACUGCAUUGUGAGCAAGAUGUCAUUGUUCCAGCACCCAAGCUGCCGGAUUUCUGCCCCUUGCAGGCUCCUCAGGAGUGCUCGGAGUCAGAGACUAGAACCAAACAGCAAGGAGUCCUGAAAGAGCAGCGGACUGUGGUUUCAUGCCAGGAAUCUGAAACACAGGGAGUCCCUUUUCCCAAGAAGAUAGAAAUCAUUGAGUAUACCCACGCGGUUACAUCCCCCAAUCACCCUGGGCCAGGGGGUGAAAUAGCCACCAGUGAAAAGAGUGGGGAGCAAGGACUGAGGAAAAUGAAAGUGGAGAAGUCCAUCACUGUACUCUGUGCACUAGAUGAAAAUCUGAACAGGACGCUGGGCCCCGACCAGGUUUCUCUGUACCCCAAAGUGCUACCUCUGCCUCCUUCCUCUCCUGAGCACAACAGGCCCACCGACCCGACCUCCACCCUGAGCAGCCCUGAAGACUGGGGCAACAGCCCGGCAACAGCCCUGGACAUAGCAGCGCCAUUUGUCAGUCACACCACCCACGUACCAUCUGCCAACUUGGAUUAUCUGCAUCCCCAGACCAUGGUUCACCUGGAAGGCUUCACAGAGCAAAGCAGCACCACAGACAGUGAGCCCUGCGCAGAGCCGGGGCGCUGGGAAGAGAGUCAGGGCCCCCUGUCCGGCGGCAAUGAAGUGCCAUAUAAGGGCUCCCAGCUAACUCGUGAAGACCUAAGCUUAAUUAGCAAAUGCAGUGACAACAUUGGGAAGUUACAAGAAAAACUGGACCCAUCACCUGUGGCCUGUAGACUCCCUCAUAGCUCUAGUAGUGACAAUAUAAAGGAUCUUAGCCACAGCCCCCGUGUGGUGAAGGCGCACGCUAAAGAAAUUGAAUCCCAAGCGAUUUGCCAGAUAGGGCUCCCCAAACCAUCCCAAAUGAGGCGUUCAGCUUCCCUCGCCAAGUUAGGUUACUUGGACCUGUGUAAAGACUGUUUACUGGAGAGGGAGCCUGUCUCCUCUGAGUCCCCUCAUCUCAAACUUCUUCAGCCCUUCAUCAGAACAGACUCAGGCAUGCAUGCCAUGGAGGCCCAGGAGCCCCCCGGAAACUCAGAUGCCCCCCAGAACCCAGAGCCCACCAAGUAUUUUAUAGAGCAACUUAAAACAACAGAGUGUAUCGCGCAGAGCAAGCCAGUGGAGAGGCCCCUUGUACAGUAUGCCAAAGAGUUUGGUUGCAGUCAGCAGUGUUUGCUCCCCAAGGCAGGACCGGAAUUGACUAGUUCUGAAGGAGGCCUGCCUUUGCUGCAGACCCAGGGGCUGCCGUGGGCGGGCCCAGCUCCAGGGCUGGCUUUGGCUCCCCGGCAGCAGCACCACAGAACUCACCCCCUUAGGAGACUGAAAAAAGCAAGUGAUAAAAAAAGGACAACCAACCCUUUCUAUAAUACCAUGUGAUUCUGAGCCUACACAUGUGACUUUCUAAAAGAAAUGUUUAUAAAAGGGGCAGGUGUAAUAUGUAAGGAACAUGCACUUUAUCGGUUAAUUUUAUAACAUUUUGGUCAUUUUACUGUUCCUGGCACAUGCAGAGUUUAGGGUUUUCUCCCUCUGUGUGUGUGAGAGAGAGAUUGAUUUGGACGGCAAGACCAUUUUAUCAUUUUUUAUUUUUAGAAAUUUCAAACCUCAAAAUAUACUCAUUUUCAAAGAACACCUUUAUCAAAGGCAAAUUGCUGUUUUUCAAUCAACUGCCACCUGCUCCUCAUUUUGCCCUCUGAGAAAAGGCAUGCAUGCUUGAUUGAGGAUGGAAGCAGAUGGGGAGGGUGGGGGUGAAGCCGGAAAUUGAAAAUGCUGCCCCUGGGCCAGUGUGACGAUGGCUUGUUCUCCAGGCCUGAUGCUUCAGGUGGGCUGAAGGGCAAUGGGACAGCAGGGGACAUCAGCGCUCUCUCAGCCUGGUCCCCAGCCCCAGCCCUUUGGAGGUUCUGCUAUUUUCAAAGGGGGUCUUCCAGAAUCCAUUCUCCUGGUGUUCCAGAGUGGAUCGUUAAAGAAAGGCAUCAUAAUGGCUGGCUUUAUAAACUUGUUAAUAAAUCAGAUUUUUUAUUACAUUAAAAGUCAACCCCAAAUGAAAUCCAAGAGGUCCUCUGUUGAGAAAAGCAUAAGGAGGUAAAAUGGGAAACUGAGACACAACGGGGACAAGUUUGAAAAAUAGCAAUUGAAAGUCAAUGUGUUCUUGUAAAAUGAAUACAUAUAUAGGGUUUUAACCCUUCCAUUACUUGAAUAAUUCUGUGGGCCUCUGAGUUUAAUGGCCAUAUUUUUUCCAAUUUAUUUUCCUCCCUCAUGCUGUUUCUCUCAAUGCUGCCUGUUUUGUUUUGUUUUAUUUCAUAGAUGACAUUUGAAUUGUUACAUUACUUUUGUAUAACCUCCAUUGAAUGCAAAGUUUUCUUUUUGAUAUUAUCACUGUUAACACUUGACAUAAGUUUUUUCCCCCCUUUUCCUGGAAGAUUUGUCAUUUCUUUAGUUUUUACACAGUAUUUAUGUACAUAAUGUCAUAUUCUUACAGUGUUUUGUUAUUGAUGUCAGAGGGUCUUUUUGAUUUAUUUUUUUUAAGGAGUUAUACUGGAAAAAGACAACAGAAAUAAAACUGAUGGGUGUUGUAGGAAUCUGUAGAGUAUAUUGACAGUUGUUUUAUUGUUUAAAUGGAGGCUCCCAAUUGCUAGCUCCUGCCAAAUUAUGCAUUAGUAACCCUCCUCAGAGAAACCCCUAAAGGUUCCCUUUAGAUCACAGUUUGACAGCUGCGUCCUCAACUGAAAUCCCAGAAAGUUGUUCGCCUUCACUGACCCACAGCCGGGGAGUGUAUGGGAGUGUUAACGGCUUCCUGCUUCCCCAGGGGGAAGCUCCUCAUGGACUAGGCUGAGAGGCUGCAGGGUGGCCUCCGCCAAGGGCAGGCGCCUUACAGAGUCCGUUUAGGAUGCCGCUGCUUUGCUGCCGCUGUGGAGAUCUUAGGACAGCAGCACCUGCCAUAAACCAGCCUCUUCCAGAAAACAUAUUGAGACUGGAAUGGAGGACCCUCAUCAAAACUGAAGAGAUUCUGAAUGUUUGGGAUCAUUCCUAGCAUCUCGCCUCUUCCAACUCUUUAUCUAGCAUUAUCCUGGUUCUCUACCUUUAUCCCUACCGUAUCUCCUCUCUCUCAUCUUGGGAAUUACCAAGAGCUCCGAGGACAGCAUGAGGAGGACAGCCUAGGUUCUGAGGUCCCCUCCUGAUAAAGGGCCGCAGACAGAUGCUGUUGGAUAGACCUGAAGCUUCUGAGACGUGGCAGCUCACAGAAAUCUUCACCUGUUCCUUCUGAGGAUUCAGUUCUGAAGUGAUCUAGGCAUGUUUGGUAAAGAUGUUUUUGUGGGAGUGUUUUGUUUUUUUAAGAAAGCAUUAUGCAAAAUGGUUCACUUUUAAGGGCAUUUUUAAAUAAAGCCAUUCUUUGGCUUUUUUUUUUUUUUUUACAACUAUUUGUGGAUACUUUGUUUACAUUGUGUGAGUAUUAAAACGUGCAUCAUCUUGAUGGCAGCUCAGUGUCCUCCUCCAGGGACCCAAACCUGGCUGUCCUGUGAGCCCUCACACAGAGCACCGCUGUAAUGGUGAGCCCGCACGGGUGAGCGGGGAAAACCUGGAGCUGACUUCCAUCUGUGUCCUGCACUCCCGCCCAACACCCUGUACGGAAAUAGUCGUCAUCUCCUCAGUGAUGGUGUGUCUUACAGUGAUGGUUGUACUGGUGAAUGGCUAGUGUCAUUUUUGUUUAAUUUUGUUUUGCUUUUGGAUGGUAGAUGAGAUGAAAUUUUAGCUCUUUCGUCACCAAUCCAACUUAAGAGGCUCUUGGACUUUGUUUUCCCCUUCAACCUAAAAGAACAAGGCAUGUAUAGACAACUGUAUUUGGUGUCUCAACUCAUCCGGUCCCCAUAUUAAGAAAAAGCCUGCUGCCAACGCAGGCAGCUGCACACCCCUAACCCUUCUCCCGGGCUUGGGGUCCCUGGUUGCCAUGGAGAGCUCUCGCAAGGUGCUUCUGUACUCCUCCAGCCUGGAGUGCAGGGUGACUCAGCCCGGCUCCUGCUGUGGAAAGAGAACCAGCCUCAUUUUCUCAGUGCCCCGAGUUCUAGGGCAGGAUUUCUAAACUGGAAUCACCCCCCGUGGGCUUGAACAGGCCCCAAGGGGUAUAUGACUAUCUGUGUCCUCACCACAACACUGGCGGCAGCAUCCUGUAUACACAUGCAGAGCUAAUGCCCAGGGCUUCGCUCGAGCUGGUGACCCAGCCGGUAAACUGGGGAAUGCCCUGAAAUGUUUCCCAGUCAAUAAGGCCACAGGGAGUUGGUUUUUAUGUUUUAUUGGACUUGGUUUGCUUGGUAUAGCUUAAGGUGCCUUUCUUUUCUUUCUUUUUCUUUUUUCUUUCUCUCUACAUUAUUUUGUAGGGCUUGUUAUAAAUGUGGAAAACUAGUCCAAUAGACUUUGUUACCUUUGCCCCAGGCCACCCCAAACUUUUAUGCUCACAUUUUAUUAAAUGAAGCAGGUGCUCCCUGGAAUCUCUGGGACCUUUUUGAGGCAUUUGAAGCAGAAUAUAAAGAGUGGUCUCAUCUCCUUCCUUAAUCUUCAUAGUGAUUGGGAUGUUCCACUUGUAUCAUAGAUUUUUUUAUUACUGAUGUGCUCCGCUGUUUUUAAAUGUGAACUUGUGCGCAAAUGUGCAGAUUCAAUGUUCUUGUUACAGACUGAAUAAAUUUUUAUUUUGAAGAUGAAA
Molecule: messenger RNA, 7726 nt
Organism: Myotis myotis
Lineage: Eukaryota; Metazoa; Chordata; Mammalia; Chiroptera; Vespertilionidae
Gene: SSH2
Product: slingshot protein phosphatase 2
Exons: 19
Coding region: 16-4410 (1464 amino acids)
Biological process (GO): protein dephosphorylation; actin cytoskeleton organization; negative regulation of actin filament polymerization
Cellular component (GO): cytoplasm
Molecular function (GO): protein tyrosine/serine/threonine phosphatase activity; actin binding
Source: RefSeq, a predicted model, not a curated record